AAAGUCAAAGCAAUAAAGGGAAGCAGGAGCUGCACUUUGCCGACGAGCAUUUCUGCCGUCCUGCUUCAGCACAGUCACCACUGCCCCCUCUGAUCAGCCAAAACACGCAGGGACUCCUGAGUUCAUCAAUGUAACUCGGGUCAACGAGAAACUGCACCGUUCAGCUGGAUAAGUCCAAUCCCCACCGAAGAGAGAGAGAAGAAUAAGAAAAAAAAAGGAGAGAGUGGAGUGUUGGCGUAAAAAUUGUGAAGGAAAAGAGAAGAAUAUGAUGCUCAAGCAGCACCUGAUCUUCAUCCUCUACAGCCUCUGUUCAAGCGUCUUUAAAGUGGCUGGAACAAAAAGCAAAGCGAAAGGUAGCCAAGGUCAGUUCCCCAUCACUCAGAAUGUGACGGUGGUGGAGGGGGGCACAGCCAACAUGACCUGUCGUGUGGAUUACAAUGAUAACACUUCCCUCCAGUGGUCAAACCCUGCACAACAAACUCUGUUUUUUGGGGACAAGAAAGCUCUGAGAGAUCACAGAAUUGAGCUUGUAAGAGCCACGUCACAGGAGCUCACCAUCAGAAUCAAUGACGUCAGCCUGUCAGACGAGGGCCAGUAUACAUGCUCACUCUUCACCAUGCCUGUCAAGACAACUAAGGCUUUCCUCACUGUUUUAGGAGUGCCAAGUCGACCAGAAAUCACAGGAUUUACCAAGCCAGCCAUGGAGGGAGACGAAAUCACCCUGACAUGCACCACAUCAGGCAGCAAACCUGCUGCCAACAUUCGGUGGUUCCGAAAUGACAAGGAGGUCCAAGGAACUACAGAGGUCAAUGCUACAGGAAAAUCCUUCACAGUAAGAAGCAGCCUCUUGUUUCAAGUGGACAAACGGGAUGAUGGAGUCGCAUACACCUGCAGUGUGGAACAUGUGUCUCUGUACAAACCGUACAUGACAACUGAGGUCCUGGAGGUUCAUUAUGCUCCACAACUGGAAAUCACACAUUCACUGAUAAUUCCACAGGAAGGACAAUACUUCAAACUGGAGUGUGUUUCCAUAGGCAACCCAAUACCCGAACCAGUUCUCUGGUCUAAAGAUGGAGGAGAGCUGCCAGACAUUGAGCGUAUGAUUGUGGAGGGCAGAGAGCUCACCAUCACGACACUCAACAAAACAGACAAUGGCACAUAUCGCUGUGAGGCCAGCAACCAUAUGGGGACCAGCUUUGCUGAGUAUAUUCUGUUUGUAUAUGAUCCUAAUGCUUUAGGACAACAUGGACCUGACCAUGCUUUAAUCGGCGGUGUUGUUGCAGUUGUGGUCUUCAUCACCUUGUGUUUGAUAAUAGUUCUUGGAAGAUACCUGGCUAGACAUAAAGGGACAUAUCUAACGCACGAGGCCAAAGGAGCAGAGGAUGCCCCCGACGCUGACACCGCUAUUAUCAAUGCUGAGGGAAACCAUGUGCAUGCAGAGGAAAAGAAGGAGUACUUCAUUUAGACCUCUUCCUCCUUUCUUCUUCGUUUCCACGUUCAACAAGAGACAUGCAAUUUCAAGCUGCCUCAGUGUCACAACAUGGUCUGGGUUUAUAUCCUUACUCCUUUUUUUCCAGGAAUCUCAUGCUUGGUUCAACUUGACUUUUAAAACAGCUUUCUCCUUUUAUAAUCAAUACAAAGUAAAGGUUGGAUUAGAUUUUAGUUUUCUUGUGCCUAAAUGAGAUGUUUUUCUGCAUUUUUUUUCAUAGACUGCGUGAACAAACUUAUCCACUCUCUUACAUAACUGUCAAAAGAACUUUUGAACACAGAAGGGAUAAAAGAUGCUCUUGAUUCUAAGAAAUUCAAGGUUGGGCUUUUCAAAUUGUUUUACUUUAAGAAAAAAUAACGCUGAAAUGCAUCAGUUUAUCAAACAUUUCCAUAAAAAGAUGUUCCUUUUUGAAUUAAGCAAUUGUCUUGGAUGUCACCUGGAUGUUACCUUAACACAGCCAUAAUGUAUAACAUAACAUGACACACAUUUUGAUAUAACAAAACAUAAAAGCACAAUCUGCACGAUUGUCCAAAAAGGAUCCAUCUCCUCUUAACAUACUCUUAAACUUAUUCAUUUCAGUUUUCCCAUAUAUAGUUAUUUUAUACUAUGAAAGUUGGAAAUUUAAAGCACAAAGUCUGAGGACUAAAAAAAACAAGUGAGGAAAUAUGUGAACUGUAUUGUGUCUCAGGAUUCAAAACGAGUCUAAAUGGAGAGAUGGAGUCUGACAUGUAAAAAAGAUUUUGAUCAUCAUAAUGGAUCAGGAAUAUUUGGUCUUUUUCGUUGGCUAUUUAAUGUAAAAUCAAAACUGAAUGAGUGGGACUUUGUGGGGCUUUAUUAUUUAUGUUGAACUUUAUUAAACAACAACUAUGCUUAAUGUGUGGAUAUCGCUGUAAAAUACUUUGCUAACGUGAAUAUUUGUGAAGAAUAUUGUUAAAUCUUGGGAUCCCUGGCACAUUAGGUUUUGUAUAUUAGCAUAUUCAUAAUUUAAUGUAUUCCAUAUUUCAUGAUGUUUUUUUUUUAUCGUUUAUCAAACAAGAGUUACAGUGCUGUGAAAGAGUAUUGGCCUUACAGAUUUCUUCAGGUUUGCAAGUCUUUCCUUUGACAAAUGUUUCAUAUCAGACAAUUUUUAAAUGUAGACUGAGACGACCUGAAUUAUGCUAAAGUAGCUUUAAAGCCCUGGAAUCUGUCUAACAAGAUAAAGUAGGCUUAAGAUCCCACAAAGCCAAACAUUAUGCCUUUUUCCAUAAAAGUUCAGAAUUAUCAACAUCUAUCAGUCUGCAAAGAAUUACAAAGCAAUUUCUAAGGUUUUGUGACACUGGUGAACCACCGUGAAAGCUAUUAUCAUAAAACAGAGAAAAUAUGGAACAUUGAUUAACCUGCCAGGAGGAGCUAUUCUACCAAAACUACUUUAACAGCAAAUCUACAACUAAUCCAGAAAGUCUUAAAAGACCCCAGGAAAACAUAUAAAGUGCUGCAGGCCACGCUUACUUCUGCCAAUCUAUUUUAUGAUUCAGCUAUAAGAAAUGGUGGCUAUAGACAGUAUAGCAGAAAAGACAGUGUUGAAAAAACAAGAGACAGAAGUCUAUCUCACAUUUCUUAAAGAAAAACAGUUAUUAUUCAAAAGACUUUGAGUGGAGAAAGAAAAAAAAAAUACUUUUGUGAAGUGUGCUUCCUGAUAUAAGUGGCAGAAAACAAGUAAAGUCCCAGUCAGACAUGGUAAUUAUAGUGCAAAGGAAUGGGGUUGCUUUGCUGCAUCCAGAGCAGAAUACCUUACUGAAGCUGAUGGGACUAUGUAACCUAUAGCAGAACAUCUAGCUAUCAGUUUGUGAAUGUUACCUGGGUUUUGCUGCAAAUGAUGAAAUAUAACAGCAAUCACACCUUGUAGUGGCUAGAUUAGUUAAAAUAUGGACUUAAAGGUUUGGGAGAGGAUCUUCUUGAUUGUUUUUAAAAGACCUGCCCUCUUCAUUUAAAAAAUGCAGGUGAGAGAGCAUGCACAAUCCCACUUCUCCUUGUGCACACUCAUACAAGCUCACUGUGCCCAAACGUCCUUCCUAACCUCUAUAUCCCUCAAUCACUAUAAAGCAAGGGGACUAUAUAGUGGACUUUAUAGUGAACUCAAUUAACUGACCAUUUGGACAGAUGAUCACUACUUUUUGCUCUGUUGGUUAAACAACUCCUCCUCCACUGA
Molecule: messenger RNA, 3677 nt
Organism: Cyprinodon tularosa
Lineage: Eukaryota; Metazoa; Chordata; Actinopteri; Cyprinodontiformes; Cyprinodontidae
Product: cell adhesion molecule 2-like
Source: RefSeq, a predicted model, not a curated record